Messenger RNA from Oryza brachyantha (malo sina), 3058 nucleotides. RefSeq lists its product as uncharacterized. Lineage: Eukaryota; Viridiplantae; Streptophyta; Magnoliopsida; Poales; Poaceae. The coding region runs from base 423 to 2669 and encodes 748 amino acids. Gene Ontology annotation, molecular function: zinc ion binding. The record is from RefSeq and is a predicted model, not a curated record. The transcript is spliced from 2 exons.
UUCUCCUCUCGCUCGCUCAAAUCUCCUCCGAUCUGUAGCCGACCAAGGAGGAGGAGGAGGAGCCAGCCGCGGCCGCCGCCUUUCUCCCCCCUCACCGCCGCGCGCAGCCGCUCCGGCGACCAGGCCACGCCGCGGGGCGGCAGGAGAUCACCGCCCCCGCACCCUAGCUAGCCUUUUCUCCGGUUCUUGCCCCUCCUCCUCCUCCUCCUCCUCCUAGCGCGGCCGACGAGGAGUGCGGGGGGCGCGACGCCGGCGGUCUCGUCAUCCCGUCGGCCUCCUCCCGUAGCGCCUCGGGUUCAAAUCGAAUUGGAGAGAAAUUUGGGUGGGGGGUUCAGGUGAGCCCCCCUCUCCAUGCCGGACGUCAGGUCAGCCACUGAUCGCCGGGAGAUUGCGAUUCUGAGUUUUCUUGGCUGUGAUCGCUGAUGGCCAACCACGACUUGGUUCUCGGCCACGGCGAGAACCCCGAGUUGGCGCUGGGGCAGAACCACCAUGACUUUGGGCAGGAAGACCACGGGCUAGGGCUCGGGCACAGCCACGAGCUUGGCCUCGGCCACGGCCAUGACCAUGACCUUGUUCUGGGGCAGUCGCACGAGCACGAGCAUGAUCAUGAUCUGGGUCUCGGGCACCACCAUGAUAGCCAGCUGGUUCUAGGGCAUGACCACCAUGGCCACACCAGCGAGCUUGCGUUGGGGCAGGGGCACGAUGACGAUCCGCACUCCCUGGAUGGUCAAGACCAUAAUGGGCUUGCCAUGACGGAGAAUCAUGAGCUGACGCUCACGGAUGCGCAUCACCUUGAUGUCGACCAGAAUAUGGAUCAGCUGUCUCUUGAGCAAGCCCACGAGCUCGCCCUCCAGCCAGCACAUGACUAUUCGCAGGGCCCUCUUGCGGUCGCCCCUGUUGUUCAGUCACGGAAGAUGGUUGUCAGCCCUGAGUUUCAGCUUGCGGUGGGGCAGGAGUUCCCUGAAGUCAUGAGUUGCCGCAGAGCCAUCCGCAACACUGCCAUUGCCUGCCAUUUUGAGAUACAAACGGUGAAGUCUGAUAAGACACGCUUCACUGCUAAGUGUGCUGCUGAGGGCUGCCCAUGGCGCAUUCAUGCUGCUAAGCUCCCUGGUGUGCCCACUUUCUCCAUCCGAACUAUCCAUGACAACCACAGUUGUGUGGGAAUAAACCAUCUAGGCCACCAGCAGGCAUCUGUGCAGUGGGUUGCAAAUACUGUCGAAGAGAGGCUACGUGAGAACCCACACUGCAAGCCCAAGGAAAUUUUGGAAGAAAUCCACAAGUCACAUGGGAUCACGUUAUCCUAUAAGCAAGCAUGGAGAGGGAAGGAGCGGAUCAUGGCAGCAGUUCGGGGGUCUUUUGAGGAAGGGUAUCGGCUCCUUCCUGAGUAUUGUAGGCAAGUUGAAAGAACAAAUCCAGGAAGCAUAGCUCGUGUCUAUGGGAAUCCGGAUGAUAACUGCUUCCGUCGACUCUUCAUAUCAUUCCAUGCAUCAAUAUAUGGUUUUGUGAAUGCAUGCCGUCCACUCAUUGGGCUUGACAGAACCGUUCUAAAAAAUAAGUAUCUCGGCACCUUGUUUCUUGCCACAGGAUUUGAUGGUGAUGGUGCCCUAUUUCCUCUGGCGUUUGGUGUGGUUGAUGAGGAAACUGAUGAGAAUUGGGUAUGGUUUUUGUCUGAGCUGCACGAAUUGCUGGAGAAGAACACAGAAAACAUGCCAAGACUCACUAUAUUGUCUGAUAGACGCAAGGGAAUAAUUGAUGGAGUUGACUUCAAAUUCCCAACUGCAUUCCAUGGGCACUGCAUGCGCAGUCUCAGUGAAACUUUCCGAAAGGAGUUCAAUAACCCAGUGCUUGUCAACCUUCUCUGGGAGGCUGCUAAUGCACUGACUGUGAUAGAAUUUGAAACUAAGUUACUAGAGAUAGAGGACACGUCCCCAGAAGCUGUUUGUUGGAUAAGACGCCUACCUCCUCGCCUUUGGGCCACAGCUUACUUUGAGGGGACACGGUAUGGUCACCUAACAGCAAAUAUCACAGAAUCACUGAAUUCUUGGAUAUUGGAUGCUUCAGGCCUUCCCAUAAUUCAGAUGAUGGAGUGUAUCCGACGCCAAUUAAUGACAUGGUUCAACGAACGGCGUGAAGCAAGCAUGCAGUGGACAACUAUCCUUGUGCCUGCAGCGGAGCGACGUGUGCAAGAAGCAAUUGAGCGUGCACGGGGCUACCAAGUUGCCCGAGCCAAUGAGGCUGAAUUUGAGGUCAUCUCGCCUCAUGAGGGAACUAAUAUCGUGGACAUCCGCAACAGGUGCUGUUUGUGCCGUGGGUGGCAGCUCUAUGGUGUGCCUUGUGCUCAUGGCGUGGCAGCGUUGCUCUCCUGCAGACAGAAUGUCCACCGCUAUACAGAGAGUUGCUUCACCGUUGCGACAUACCGCAAGACGUACUCGCAAACGAUCCACCCUAUCCCAGACAAAACCCUCUGGAACGAAACAUCUGAUCAAGGCCAGGCUGAAGAGACCAAGGUAGACAUAAUCAUCAACCCGCCAAAAUCCCUGAGGCCUCCCGGGAGGCCAAGGAAGAAGAGAAUCCGUGCAGAGGACCGUGGUCGAAUCAAGAGAGUUGUGCACUGUAGCCGCUGCAACCAAACAGGUCAUUUCAGAACUACUUGUGCUGCUCCCAUAUGAAAAAAAAAACCCAAUUCUGUUGUUCUGAAGUAGCUGCAGUUUUUUUUGUGAAAAGUUAGAAGUUAGAGUCUACUAUUCAAACGUCCUCUUUGCAGAUGGGCACCUUGGUCAUACUACAUACUGCUGUUGGUUUAGGUGUAAUUUAAUAAUGUUGACUAUACUAUGUAUGCCAAUCAUAUGCCAUGGUGGACCUGCAUGUGGGCACCAGCUCGUCGGAUCAGACCAAAUCGUAUAGGCUGGUGUUGAGUGAAAAGUAAUUGGCUUAACCCGGUGCAAAGUGAAUUAUUUUGUUAAACCUAGUGCAAAGUGCAUGCCAUUUUCUUUGAAAUAUUAUGUGCUCAACAUGAUGAUUACUCCACCUUAUAUGUGAUACUCUUGAUGUUACAUGG